AUGCGCCCUGGAGUCCUGGAGAGACAGCAUAAUGCAUUCCAGUGUGCUGGCCACAAACACCAUAAACACCAUCUGUGCACACUCCAUCACAUUCAGCAAUCUGUCGGACGAGGGAGUCACGCAGUCGGUGUUGCCUUUGAUCCCACUGUCUGGGAUGCCGGAAGCCACUACGCUAAUAAAAGUGACUGCUUCAAGAUCGAAGGAACGGCUUGUUUGUAUCCAGAUGUUACAUGUACUAUAGAAGUAACUGGUCGCGGCCCACACACGAGGUCUGAAACAAUCGAACAGUAUUUUGACAACGAACGCCGGUCUGGAGGUGGUUAUGUCAGAGAAUGUAGACAGGAAGGUGACAAGUUUUUUGUUACCUUUGAAAACCAAGAUGGAGUCCGUGAAGCUCUCACAGAUCAAAAGAAACAUUUGAUAAGUUUUGGAGAAGAAUUUGAGGUGCAAUUGGAAGUCUCUGCAUGUCCUCGCGAAAUGGAAGCAAGAUACUUAAGAACAUGUGCCACAGAAGGGGCAGAUGACGUAUCUACUUCUAAUGUACAAACAGACUCAUUAAUGUCACAUUAUAAUAUUAACCUACCACUGGAAGGAAGGACGUUAAAACCAGGCUGGAAUGUACAAUCAGAAAACAAGGGCAGUUUCAGUAAAAAAGAAAUAGUUGAUGUAUUUGAUGACGAAACUAAUUACACCAUAGAAGUGACUGGUUGUGACCCAGACACUAGUCCAAAAACAAUAGAGCUGUACUUUGAUAACGAACGUCGAUCUGGUGGUGGCGAUGUCAGCGAAUGUCGACAGGAAGGUGACAAGUUUUUCGUGACUUUUGAAAAUGUGGAUGUUGUGAGACGUGUAUUGGAACAACCCACCCAUUUUAUGAAAAAUACAACACUUUUGGUAAAACAAGCAGCAAGAACUUACAUGAGCACUGUUGAAAACGUUGAAGGAACGGCUUGUUUGCCUGCAGAUGUCUCAUGUUGUACUAUAGAAGUAACUGGUAGCGGCCAACACGUGAGGUCUGAAACAAUCGAACAGUAUUUUGACAACGAACGCCGGUCUGGAGGUGGUGAUGUCAGAGAAUGUAGACAGGAAGGUGACAAGUUUUUUGUUACCUUUGAAAACCAUGAUGCUAUGAGAAGAGUUUUGAAAAGUUCCACACAUGUUAUUGAAGACACCAUAUUAAUGGUACGAAAAGCAACAAUAGAUACAGAAGAACAAUUUGAUGAUAGUAAUUAUACUAUAGAAGUGUCUGGUUGUGACUCGGACACAGAAUCAGAAACAAUAGAAUUGUAUUUUGACAACAAACGUCGUUCUGGAGGUGGUCACGUCAAUGAAUGUCGACAGGAAGGUGACAAGUUUUUUGUGACAUUUGAAAACAAAAAAGCUUUAAUGAGAGUUUUGGAAAAUACAACUCAUGUUGUUAACAGAAGAAAGUUGAUGGUGCGAAAAGCAAAACCAGAUACAAAAUCUAGACGACUGCAAACUGGUGGAAAAGCUCGAGAAAUGCCUGUUGACACUAAUUAUACGAUAGAGGUGUCUGGUUGUGAUCCGGAUACUAAGACGGAAACUGUAGAAUUGUAUUUUGACAACGAACGCCGGUCUAGAGGUGGUGGUGUCACAGAAUGUAGACAGAAAGGUUACAAGUUUUUUGUUACCUUUGAAAACCAAGAUGUUAUGGUAAGAGUUUUGGAAAACCCCAAACAUGUUAUUAACAGCAAAAGAGUACAGGUGCGAAAAGCAAAAAUGAAAGAUAUUGACAGUUUUCAAGAUGUAUCGAGUGAUGAAGAUCUCUUUGAAGACUGUAGACUAGAAGUUACAGGAUUCAAAUCCGACACAAGUAUCGAAUUGUUGGAACUUUACUUUGAAAGCAAGAGAAGAUCAGGCGGAGGAAGUUUAAUUAGCAUUGACAAAGAUAAUCCAGAAAAAAUGACUCUAACCUUUGAAAGCUAUGAAGUGGAGUGUGAUCAACUCAAACAAGCUACUUAUGGUUGCUGUGUUGCAAAUCCUAAACUUAAGAAAGCAGGAGCUAAAAGACGAAAUCAAAAACGAAAUCGUCGUAAUCCGGACAAAUUUGAUUCACAUUUUCAAAAGAUUGUCCAGAAAGUUAGUGAACGUUCACUGAAUGGUGCCACACUUGUGGUGAAACCGGUGACUGUAACUGACAGUAUUCUGAUUCUAAAUCUACCAGAAAAUAUCACUAAAGACAAAAUUGAAUUGUAUUUUGAGAAUCAGAAAAAAAGUGGUGGUGGUGAUGUAGAAGAAGUUACACUAGAUCAUGAAAAACAUGUUUCUGUGGUGUACUUCGAAGACUAUCAAGUUGUUAAAUCGGUAAUUUCAAGACAACAUGUUAUAAAUGGAGUUGAACUUGACGUCCAACCUUAUUACGAAUAUCUUGGAUUUACUGUCUCCAGUGAUGGCCCUUUGCCAAGAAUACCACAACCACUUCCAUACGAAGUAAAUCCUGAUCUCAUCAAAUUUAUUAUGGAUACUUACCAAGAAGAGUUUACAAACACCAUGAAAGGAAUAGAGAGUGUAGUCAACGAAAAUGAAGAUAAAAUACAGAAAGCAAGGGAGAGAAUCACCGAGAAAAUCAAAGUAAAUGCCCUUCAAGCAAGACAGCUAUUGAUGUGCAAAUACAGAAAUCUGGUACACGACAAAUUCUCUGAAGUAGAUGUCGCGAUUGUUCCUGAAACAAAUACAUUGUCUUUGGCAGGGCUUCCUCAUGAUAUAACAAAAGCAAGAAUAUUAAUGUACGAGACAUUGGGAGGUUUAUCAACUAUAAAGAUGAAACCACCAAAUACAUUAUGGUUGCAGUAUCUUAAAAAUAGUAAAGUCUCUAAACGUGUACACAACUACUUUAGUUCUGUAAAGAUAGAUGCAUGUUAUCUUUUACAAGACGAUGAGAUUGUAUUCUCAGCCAUUGACAAAGCCACUCUCAACAAAGCUGUUGACAUUAUUAAAACUGACAUAAAGGAAGUCAGAAUAGACAUAAAACCGGAGUCAGAGGCAGCUUUACAGCAAAUUGAAUGGAAGACCAUGGUAUCAGAUCUGGAAGAAAGAAAGAAUGUCACUAUUUCAAAAGAGCACAAUAGUGUGUUGAUUAUUUGCUUUAAGACUGAUGUGGAUAUGGUCAUGUGUGAGCUAAACACGUUCAUUCGAGCGCACACCACCAUUGAAGAUAUCGUAGAAGCAGAAAAUGGCAAACUACGCUACAUUUCUGAAUACAAAAAGGAUGACAUUAUCGAAAUACAGAUUACGUCCAGGGUCAAAAUCAUGCCACAAUACAAUGGUCCAAUGGUUGGAUUUCUUUUGAAAGGUACUAAAAAUGAUGUUAAGACAGCAAGAGCGAAGGUUCAAAAACUAAUUGAUGAUAUUCAUGGAUAUCAUCAUCAAGUGGACAAACCUGGCGUGCCAAAACUUUUCAAGGAAGAAAAGGGAAAGUAUAUCAUUAAGAUAGUGGAAAACGAGAUAAACUGCAAAAUAGACAUAAAUGACCCAUCUGAAAUUGAAAUAAAAGGCGCUGGGGAAAAGGCAAGGAACCACAUUGAAGAAUUUGUGUGCCAGAAUGCAAUCCAUGGCGGUAGAAGCAUUGUAGUAAGCAAAGGAGAUUUAACAAAAAUGGAUGUUGAUGUAGUUGUCAACCCUGCAAACACAUCUCUGAGUUAUACAGGUGGAUUAUCUAAAGCAAUUGCAGAAGCAGGUGGACCUGCAAUAAAACAAGAAUCUGAAACUAUUUUAAGGGAACAGUAUGGAGUAGUGCAUUCAGGCCAAGUAGUGCAUACGACUAGUGGUAAGAUGCCAUGUAAAAGAAUCAUUCAUGCUGUUGGACCAUCAUCAAACAAAGUAACGCAUCAAAGUCGGAACUCACCAGUAUGGGAUCUAUAUUCUCAAGAAGAAAAUUUGCUUACAGAUGCAGUGCAGAACAGUCUGGCUCUGGCCGAAGAGUUGGGAUACAGCUCAAUAGGCAUACCAGCAAUCAGUUCAGGGACAUUGGGAUUUCCCCUUGACAUGUGCACAAAAACCAUUGUCAGUGCUGUUGAUGACUGGGCUGAAAACACUCAACCAGGUAUAUUAGUGGAGAUACGCUUGGUGGAUAUCUCUGACAAGACUUGUGAGAGUUUUAAGAAUGCUAUGUUAAAACAUUUUGGAGAGGAUAAAUUCACCCUGACAGCAGAUGAUACUAGUACUCCUUCACCUUUAGGUCAUCGCCAUAAAAGGAAAAUACAUGGUGGAAGAUUAAAUAGAAUAGGGCAGCAAGCAGAAGAUAUUAAAACAGCACGAAAUAUUCGAACCACACACGUGGGAUUGUCAAGUCACGGUAUCCAGGUCACAUCAAACAAAGGAGAAAUUAGCGUAAGAGGGGGGAAGACAGUUCGUUUGGUUAAGGGAAGUAUAUCUGCAGAGAAGGUUGAUGUAAUUGUGAACACAACUCGACCAACUUUGGAUCUCGACACUGGUGCUGUUUCUAAAUCCAUCUUACAAGCAGCGGGAGUACAGUUACAGCAAGAAAUUAAUAAUAAAACAACGAGUGGUGUGUCUACAAACGAAGGGGAUAUUAUUAUAACCAGUGGCGGAAACACACAAUCAGCACAGAGUGACUAUAAAUCCAUUGCUUUCCCCGCUAUUGGUACUGGUGGUUUAGGAUUUCCAGGAGAUGCGACUGCUAAAAUUAUGUAUGAAGAAGUCAUUGCAUACAUCAAUGCCAAUCCUUCAAGCUCUGUUUCUGAUAUACGCUUUGUGGUGUAUGACUUUCUAGCAAUACAGGCAUUUGAAGAUGAAAUAGGGAGAUGGAAUAGUUAUGGAGGUGGUAGCUUUAGUCCGAUGAAACAGCACAAGAAAAAAGAAGGAUUCAUUCAUUCUGGGCAUCAAAGAUUACAAGGCGCCUCGGGUUACAAUCAAGAGAAGUCCGUAUUCAUGCAAUUUAAGGAGAAAUCUAGGAAUAAUGGUGACUGUCAGAUGGUGAUUGGUAAAAUAUUGGUGCAGUUACAGGAAGGAGAUAUAACAAAUGAAACCACUGAAGCUAUAGUUAACAGCAGCAAUCGCGACCUUGACCUCAAACUUGGUGCAGUAUCUCAAGCUAUUUUGAAAAAAGGAGGACAAUCCAUUGUGACAGAAUGUCAGAAUCUAGGUCGACAGCCGGCCGAUACUGUCGUCAUGACUGGUGCUGGAUAUUUGAAAUGUAAUAAGAUACUUCAUAUGAUAUCACCAUACACAAAAUUAGAAGAUAGUGUUAUUAAGAUGUUAAAAUUUGCUGAGAUACACAAACUGAAAUCGAUUGCCAUACCUGCAGUUGGAGCAGGAAUUCUUGAGCUUGCUCCCAAAAACGUUGCUCAUGAUAUCUUGAAUGCCAUUAGUGAGUUUGUACAGCAAUGCAAUCCGCGAUUCCUGGAAGUCAUUCGGAUCACGAUAUUUCAGUCACCUCUGGUUGCAAUAUUCAACGAUGAAAUGAAGAGUAUGAUUGGUACCCCUAUGAAGCAUACUAGAGGGAUACUUGGUAGAGCACGGGGAGUAUUAAAAUAUAUUUUUGGAGGUUCUGAUAACUCUGCCAGAGUCAAGAUGAUUGAUACUAUUAUUCUACACAUAUAUGCUGAUAGCCAGGAUGUUAUCAAAAACGCUAUUACCAAAAUCGAUGAAUUAGUGGGAUUGGAAUACAUUGACACUACUAUCACAAAAGAAACAGUAAAGAAGCUCACAAAUGAAGAUAUGUCUGAAAUAAACAAAGUAGCUGAACCACUUGAGGUUAAUGUUCAGAAAAUAAAUACUGGACGUGUCGAGCGGCUAGCAAUACAAGGAGUCUCACAAUCUGUCAUGCAUGUGCACAAUUUUGUUAAUGUAAUACUAGAUCGUAUCAGUGCCGAGGAAGGAAGAAAGCGAGAAGCAAUGCUUCUUGCCAAAAAUGUCACGUGGAAGUUUCAUACUAAUAGUGGAGAUUUUGAAGCAUAUGAAGAUGAAAUCUGUGGAAUAAUUGAACAGGCAAGACAUUCUGGGAAUCCCCACGUAGAUUUCGAAAUUGAAAGACGCACAUACAGAAUUAUUUUCAAAGAAAUGAUUGAGGUGGAUCUAGACGAUUUAUCUACUGGGGAAGUCAAAAGAGAAUUGAAAGAAGGCGGCGUACCACUGCCAUCAAGUUGGACCACAAUGGCCGAUAAUGAAACUGUGAAAGUGGAAUAUAUAUCUGCCACUUCUAAUGAAUACCAAACUGUCGAGAAACGAUUCAAAACUUUGCUUUGGGGAACUAACAGCAAUGUAAUAAAGAUUGAACGUGUACAGAACCCAAGAUUAUAUCGACAAUAUAUGAUCCUUAAACAAGACAUGGAUGCUAAGAAUCCAGCGGGAACAGACAAUGAAAGAAUUUUAUAUCAUGGUACAAAAGGUGACAGUGUUGAUAAAAUUAACCAUGAUGGUUUUAACAGAAGUUUUUGUGGUAAAAAUGCCACUGUGUAUGGUGAAGGGAGCUACUUUGCUCUCGACUCCAAGUACUCUGCAAGGAGCACAUACUCACCAGUUGAUUCCAACGGUCAAAAGCACGUCUACCAGUGUAAAGUAUUAACUGGUGUAUUCACUGUUGGUCAUGAAAGCCUUGUUAUACCACCAUAUAAGAAUCCAAAUAAAUCAUACGAUCGGUAUGACAGUGUUGUGGAUGAUGAGAAGAAUCCUAAAAUUUUUGUUGUUUUUAAUGAUGCUAUGGCCUAUCCUGAGUAUAAUAUCACUUUUAAAUAA
This is a messenger RNA of Saccoglossus kowalevskii, 6717 nucleotides long. RefSeq names its product protein mono-ADP-ribosyltransferase PARP14-like. The record is from RefSeq and is a predicted model, not a curated record. NCBI's taxonomy places the organism in Eukaryota, Metazoa, Hemichordata, Enteropneusta, Harrimaniidae. Gene Ontology annotation, molecular function: transcription corepressor activity; NAD+ poly-ADP-ribosyltransferase activity. Gene Ontology annotation, biological process: protein poly-ADP-ribosylation; negative regulation of gene expression. Gene Ontology annotation, cellular component: nucleus; cytoplasm.